Molecule: messenger RNA, 1393 nt
Organism: Tympanuchus pallidicinctus (lesser prairie-chicken)
Lineage: Eukaryota; Metazoa; Chordata; Aves; Galliformes; Phasianidae
Gene: CSRP1
Product: cysteine and glycine rich protein 1
Exons: 6
Coding region: 143-721 (192 amino acids)
Biological process (GO): muscle tissue development; sarcomere organization
Cellular component (GO): nucleus; cytoplasm; Z disc
Molecular function (GO): structural constituent of muscle; actinin binding
Source: RefSeq, a predicted model, not a curated record
GUGACAUCAGGCCGUGCUGGCGCUGAGCGCGAAGCGCCGCCUCCCCCCGCCGCCAACAAAAGUCCCCGAGCGCCCUGCGGGCCCCAACGCCGCACCCGCCGCCUCCCGACCCGCCCGGCCCGGCCCGGCCCACAGCCGCAGGAUGCCAAACUGGGGUGGAGGGAAGAAAUGUGGCGUGUGCCAGAAGGCGGUGUACUUCGCUGAGGAGGUGCAGUGUGAAGGCAGCAGCUUCCACAAGUCCUGCUUCUUGUGCAUGGUCUGUAAGAAGAACUUGGACAGCACCACUGUUGCUGUGCAUGGAGAUGAGAUCUACUGCAAGUCCUGCUAUGGCAAGAAGUACGGCCCCAAGGGCUAUGGAUACGGGAUGGGCGCCGGCACCCUGAGCACCGACAAGGGCGAGUCUCUGGGAAUCAAAUACGAAGAGGGCCAAUCCCACCGACCCACCAACCCGAACGCAUCCAGAAUGGCCCAGAAGGUCGGCGGCUCCGAUGGCUGCCCGCGCUGCGGCCAAGCGGUGUACGCAGCCGAGAAGGUGAUUGGAGCUGGAAAGUCCUGGCACAAGUCCUGCUUCCGCUGCGCCAAGUGUGGCAAAAGCCUGGAGUCCACCACCCUGGCAGACAAAGACGGGGAGAUCUACUGCAAAGGUUGCUACGCCAAGAACUUCGGGCCCAAAGGCUUUGGCUUCGGGCAGGGGGCCGGGGCGCUCAUCCACUCGCAGUGAGGCACCAGGAGCCGCGCUCUGCUCCUCCUGGGCUCCUGCAGCCCAGCCCUGGGUUUCCGCACACCGCAGCGAGCUCCCUCACCUCCUCCAUCCCCGCCUGCUGCUUUGCGGCACCAGCGCCUCCCCCUGCCCCGACCCUGCGCUCCCCGAAGCUGCGGGAGCCCCAUUGCCACCACGGGUCCCUCGGCACGGGCACACAGCUCGCUCCCACCCGCAGUGAGGCUCCCAGCGUUCCGCUCCGCGUCGCCCGUCCCGCCGGGAUGAGCCGCGCUGCGCCGUGUCACCGAGCAAGGAAUAAAACAUCAAAGCUGACCCAAGGCGUUGCCCGAGGGGUUGCGGGGUUGUUCCCCAGGAGCUCGGGAUGGAGCGGCAGGACGGGAAGCGGUGCUGCUGCAGCUUGCAAUGAAAGCGGAGGGGCUCUCCCUGCAGCUCAGCAGCCCCUUCCGCCCUCCCCUCGUGUGACCAUUUCCUACGCGGUGUUUCCUUCCAUGCGCACACCGCGUCCAAACCCGUCGGCGCUGCUCCGUGGCGCUGCUCCAGGCAGCCGUGCCCAGCAGUGCUAACAGCUCGGAGCUUUUCACCUACUCCCGGGUUGGGUGUUGUUUUUUUUUUUUGCUGGAUUCUGAUCCUCCAGCUUGGCAGCUCUCCAGGUUUAAUUUGUUUUCACUGAAA